AUGUUGACGAACGCAAGUAAAAAAGCUUUUUUCUUACCAUCAGCAUUGAGUGCAGAAUUUAUUUCAUUGCUCAAGAAUACAAAGAAAGAGGUGGUUUUGUUUCUUGACUACGAUGGAACCUUGACUCCGAUCGUGGAUCGACCCGAGAAAGCCAUUCUUUCCAAUGAAGCAAGAGAAGUCAUGAAUCAUUUGUCAAAUUAUUUCCGAAUAGCUGUUGUGUCGGGAAGAACACGAGCAGAUGUUAUGGAUCGUGUGGGUCUUCCACAUCUCUUUUAUGCUGGUUCUCAUGGAUUCGAUAUUUCUGGUCCAGUGAAACAUAUUCGUCAUGACCGUGCAGGUUUGGUCGUACAAACACUUCUCACUCAAGAUUGCUCCUCGCAGUGGACCACACAAAAGCGUGACGAUGGAACCGAUAUUGUAACCUUUCAGGUGGCCAAAGAAUGUAUUCCCGUUUUAAGAAGAAUCUAUGAAACACUUAAAGAAAGUCUUUCAGGUAUUGAGGGAUGUAUUUUGGAAAAUAAUAUAUUUUCUCUUUCUGUCCACUACAGAUUGAUUAAAGACGAGAAGAAUGUACAAAGAGUGAGUGAAAUUGUGGAACAAGUUUGUAAGGAUGAAACACAAGUUGUUCACACUCACGGUAAAAUGGUUCAUGAAAUUAGAAUCAACACCGAUUGGAACAAGGGAAAAGCAGUUCAAUUUCUUCUUAAUUUUUGGAAUCUGGGAACGAGUGACAAGGUGUUUUCAAUCUUUAUCGGCGAUGACAAGACCGACGAAGAUGCAUUCAAACUCUUGAAAGAUCAUGAUUUGGGAGUUGGAAUACUUGUCUCACCAACCAAUGUCGAAAGAUUUGAUGCAGUACUGUCUCAAGAUGAUAGUGCAAGUUUACCAAGUGUGCCAGGAGACGGCACCAUAGCAGCAGCUCCAAAUGCAAAUCCUCAAUUCCUUACCUAUGCCGAUUAUCACUUAAAGGAUCCAAAAAUGGUGGUUGAAUUUCUUCAAACACUGUUAAAGGAAUGGAGAGAAUAG
Messenger RNA from Naegleria fowleri, 1026 nucleotides. RefSeq lists its product as uncharacterized. Gene Ontology annotation, biological process: trehalose biosynthetic process. Lineage: Eukaryota; Heterolobosea; Eutetramitea; Acrasida; Naegleriidae. The record is from RefSeq and is a predicted model, not a curated record. Gene Ontology annotation, molecular function: trehalose-phosphatase activity. The transcript has a single exon. The coding region runs from base 1 to 1026 and encodes 341 amino acids.